Lathyrus oleraceus (garden pea) is the source of this 1515-nucleotide messenger RNA. Its product is annotated as GDSL esterase/lipase At5g22810. The record is from RefSeq and is a predicted model, not a curated record. The transcript is spliced from 5 exons. Bases 242 to 1294 code for a protein of 350 amino acids. Gene Ontology annotation, molecular function: lipase activity. Gene Ontology annotation, biological process: lipid metabolic process. NCBI's taxonomy places the organism in Eukaryota, Viridiplantae, Streptophyta, Magnoliopsida, Fabales, Fabaceae.
CACUUUUCCAUUUUGACUUCUGCACCUAUUAACAGUAUAGUUGAAGCUUUCACAGUUUAAGCAUUUAUAACAUUCUCGAAACUCCAACCUUUUCUACACCACUGCAAUGCAUGCUAAACCUUCAAUGCACAAAACCACCUUUUUUUCAGAUCAUCACUUCCCAACACAUAUCUAAAAAAUCCUUCUCUCUCUCUGAAAAAAACUCAUUGCUGAACAAGACUUGAAAGAAGUAGAAAAAAACAUGAAGCAUUCAACUUAUUUCUUGACUUUUUCUGUUCUGGUUAUGGUGUUCAAUGUGGUUAAAGGACAACCUCUUGUCCCUGCAUUGUUCAUAUUUGGUGAUUCUGUUGUUGAUGCAGGAAAUAAUAACAACUUGUACACAUUUAUUAAGUCAAAUUUUCCUCCUUAUGGAAGAGACUUCAAGAAUCACAUGCCAACAGGAAGGUUUUGUAAUGGAAAACUUGCAACAGAUUUUACAGCUGAAAAUCUCGGAUUUACAACUUAUCCACCAGCUUACCUCAACUUACAGGUUAAAGGACAAAACCUCUUGAAUGGUGCAAACUUUGCAUCUGGUGCUUCUGGCUUCUAUGGUCCUACAGCCAAACUAUAUCGCGCAAUUCCAUUGGACCAACAACUGGAACACUAUAAAGAAUGCCAGAAUAUAUUGGUGGGAGUAACAGGACAAUCAAAUGCUUCAACGAUUAUAUCUGAUGCUAUAUAUCUUGUUAGUGCUGGUAGCAGUGACUUUGUUCAAAACUAUUACAUAAAUCCUUUACUUUACAAGGUUUACACUGCUGAUCAAUUCUCAGAUAUUGUUAUGCAAGAUUAUAUCGUUUUCAUUCAGAAUUUAUAUGCACUUGGAGCAAGGAAAAUUGGUGUAACAACAUUACCUCCAUUGGGUUGUCUGCCGACCGCCAUCACUCUCUUUGGCUCUCGUAGCAAUGAGUGUGUGGAGAGGCUAAACACUGAUGCUGUUAACUUCAACAAUAAGCUAAACAUCACAUCUCAGAACUUGCAAAUAUCACUUAGUAACCUUACAUUGGCUGUCCUUGAUAUCUACCAACCUCUCCAUAACCUUGUCACUAAGCCUGCAGAAAAUGGAUUUUUCGAAGCAAGGAAGGCUUGUUGUGGAUCUGGUUUGAUAGAGACGUCUAUAUUGUGCAACAAGGACUCCAUAGGAACAUGUGCAAAUGCUUCUGAAUAUGUGUUUUGGGACAGUUUUCAUCCAUCUGAGGCUGCAAACAAGGUUUUGGCUGAUGGUUUGCUGCUUUCUGGCAUCUCCCUCAUAUCCUAAUCCAACAUGUUUUGGGUUAUUAUCAGCUCUGUCUAUUAUGAUUACUAUCAUUAUUUAGCUUUCAAGUGGUGUGUGUGUGUGGUUGCUGCUGUUAAAUGAGUUUGGCUUAUGUAUAAGGAGUUUGAAUAUGAUUAAUUAUAAAGCUCACUAGGUGUUUCAUUGUUGUAAUAAGACCAUAGUUUUUGAGAGCUUUGUGUAAAUUUUCUGUUUGAGUGUUCAAA